UCUCUCUCGGAUCCCCCUCGCUGUUCUCCCUCCCUCUCCCACACCCCCAAGCCUCUCAAGUCGCCCUGAUCUACAAAAUCCAACCUCUAAUUUGCUUGCGUCUUCGGCGAAUUUGAUGCCUCAUCGUCGUGAAUUCGCAGGUCCGAUCCCGAAUCCGACGCUGCUUCUUGCGGCCUCCGGCGAUCGCCGCACGCGUCUAGGGUUUUCCUGACUCCAAACCCGAUCGAUUCGGCGGCGCUUCCGACGAUGGAUGGCAACAAUAGUCCCCUCCCCCUUCUCCCUUUGUUCUCGCCUCUCGCCGGUGGUUUCCGCCCCCUCGGAGCUCGGAAUCAGUGGUUUUCCGGUUCGUUAUCUCGAGUUUCUUCCAGCGGUUCGCCUGAAUUCGGCGAGGUGCGAUCGAGAUUCGCCAUGGCUAGCUCCGGCGAUGGAGAGAACGGCGAGAACCGCCGGACGCGACUGGACCGCGACGAGCCCGACGAUCUGUCGUCGAUCGACGCGUCCUCGGUGGAGUCCGGGCCGAGCUCGAGGGUCUCGAGGGGGGUAGCCGAGGAGAUUGGGAUGGCGGAGAGGCUGACAGACGUCUUCAUCGGGGGAGGCGACGGAGAUCCGUUGAUGCACGGCGGAGCGAUCGGGAGGAUAGGGUUCUGCAGUGGCCGCAGUGCUCGAUAUGCAAGUGGUUGGGGCUGCCGCGCGGAUGAGAGAUUGAAGCCGUUGUUGAAGUCGAGUGAGUCGAGCAGCGCGGCUGCGGAUUGGUUGUUGGCUCACCUCAGUCAGCAUUUCGAGCCUGCAGAAGUUGGAAUACUGGCCAUAUGCUUUUGCAUGCCACUUGUUUCGAUUCGAGUUGGCAAGAUAGACAAGCAAGGGACUCUUCUUUGCCCCACAUCAACAAGGUGAAGUGGGCGUAUCUUAUUAUGAUCUCUGAAUUAAGGGGGAGUCAAGGUAGUUUCAUGCUCCUAUAUUAUCUUGUCGACUGUUGCUUUUUGAAUGUAUAUAGGAUCUGAAUUCAACAAGUAGAAAAUGUUAGUGACUAUUUUUGUUCUUAUGCUUGUCAUUUAGGUAGGUCUCGUGACACUGUAAUUCUGAUCUCAUUAAGUUCUCUUCAGUCAAUUGGUUGUUAUUGUUUGCAUUUGACAAUUAAUAGUUAUGUGAACUGACUUUUUAUAUUA
Syzygium oleosum is the source of this 1166-nucleotide messenger RNA. RefSeq lists its product as uncharacterized. The record is from RefSeq and is a predicted model, not a curated record. Lineage: Eukaryota; Viridiplantae; Streptophyta; Magnoliopsida; Myrtales; Myrtaceae. Bases 247 to 894 code for a protein of 215 amino acids. The transcript has 3 exons.